This is a messenger RNA of Adineta ricciae, 2088 nucleotides long. The record is from the annotation of a GenBank genome assembly. Lineage: Eukaryota; Metazoa; Rotifera; Eurotatoria; Adinetida; Adinetidae.
AUGAUAUAUGAGAAUAACAGAGGCUUCUUUCCUAUCAUCAAAGAUAUAAAUAUUCAAGUUAUUUUUAAGGUUUGCAUCGUGGGUGCUGGACCCGUUGGUCUUCGUCUUGCUAUUGAAUGUGCAUUACUUGGUGCACGAUGUGUAGUCGUCGAAAAACGCGACAGAUUUUCUCGUCAUAAUGUUUUGCAUUUAUGGCCAUAUGUUAUCACUGAUUUAAAGAACCUUGGUGCCAAAGUUUUUUAUGGAAAAUUUGCUACCGGACAAAUCGAACACAUCAGCAUUCGUCAAUUGCAAUGUAUUCUGCUGAAGAUUGCUCUUCUAGUUGGCGUUGAAAUCUAUCAAAAUGUAACAUUCAUCGAUGUUAUUGAACCGCUCACUUCGACUCAAGGUUGGCGAGCGCAAUUUGAACCUGCAAUACAUCCGGUUGUUUCAACUUACGAAUUUAAUGUCUUGAUUGGCGCUGAUGGUCGUCGUAAUUCAUUACACGGUUUUCAACAUAAGGAAUUUCGCGGUAAAUUAGCAAUUGGUAUCACAUGUAAUUUCGUCAAUCAUCACACACGCGAAGAACAAAAUUUCGAAGAAAUUAGUGGUGUAGCCAAAAUAUAUAAUCCUCAAUUUUUCAAUGAUUUGCAACAACAAGCGUCGAUCGAUUUAGAAAACAUUGUAUACUAUAAAAAUGAAACACAUUAUUUUGUUAUGACAGCAAAAAAACAAUCUUUACUUGAUAAAAAUGUCAUUUUACAAGAUUAUCCUGAUGCGGCGAGGUUGUUAGCGAGAGAUAAUGUUAACUUUCCACAAUUAUGUAAUUUCGCUUGCGAAGCAGCACAAUUUGCUACAAAGUCAUCACCACAGUUUACCUUUGAAUUUGCUGAAAAUCAUUAUGGCACAGCCGAUGUUCAAAUGUUUGAUUUUACGUCAUUAUUUCAUGCUGUUAAUGCUUCGCGCAUCGUUGAACGGAAUGGUAAACAAUUAUUUAUGGGCCUUGUGGGUGACAGUUUACUUGAAAGUUUCUGGCCAACUGGUUCUGGGGUUGGAUUAGGCUUUUUUGGUCUAUUUGAUACAGCCUGGGCGAUUUAUAGAUUUGCUAAACGUGAACAUCCACUUAAAGUUCUCGUUGAACGCGAAAGUAUUUACAUGCUAUUAUCUCAAAGUACACCAGAGAACACCAAAAGUAAUCAUCAACUGUAUAGCAUUAAUCCAGCAACACGCUAUCAAAACUUAAAUUCGAGAAGUUGCACAAUUGAUGAGAUUCGUCAUCUGUACGACUCAGAUAGUAUACCAACGAUCGACAUGAAUAAUAAUCAUGUAACAUCAGCCAAAACUCAUCGUACACCUGUGCGUCGGUCACAAAGUUCGAAGCAGAUACCGGUCACUUUACCGACCAACGAAUCAACUGAUAAAGAAUCAACACUGAUCGACUGGUGUGAAGAGAUUGUCGAUUCGUACGCUAUGGAAAUCAAAAAUGAUUCCAAAGCGUUUCAAAACAGUUUAGCAUUUUGUGCGAUUGUACAUUAUUACCGACCUGAUUUAAUUGAUUUCAAAUCGCUUCAACCCGAUCGACCAAUUAGUAACUUUCAAAUUUUGUUCGAUAUCAUGCAUGAUCAAUUAUCCUUACCAAUUGAUCGAAAAUUACAAAACAGUCUCAUUCUAUCCAUGAAAAGUUCAAUCGGAGAACGCAUACAUCAGUCUGCUCUUGUUAUUCUUCAGUUAUUAUACAAGCAUUUUCAACAAGAUCAUCAAAAAUCUCGACAUCGUCGAUCGAAUACGAUACUGAUCGAACACAGCCCGCCAAUACUGCAGCCUGCUCAGAAGCCAAUCGAGCAAAGCAAUGAGAACAACAACAAUAAUCCGCCAAAGAAAGUCAGCGCACUUGUUGCUCAUUAUUCCAGCGGCGAAAUCUCCUCAACACACAAUCCGAAUUUUGCUCAUAUGCAAACGGAACGUCCGCCGACAUUUUGCUUUUACUGUAAAGAAAAAGUAUCCAUUCAAGAUUGGUUUGUUGUGGAGAAAAACGUUCUACAUGUGAAAUGUUUCAAAUGUGAAACGUGCCAUUUGCAAUUACGUAAAACCAAUUAUCAAAUAAAGUAA